Messenger RNA from Volvox carteri f. nagariensis, 875 nucleotides. RefSeq lists its product as uncharacterized. Bases 1 to 657 code for a protein of 218 amino acids. Gene Ontology annotation, molecular function: asparagine synthase (glutamine-hydrolyzing) activity. The transcript has 3 exons. Lineage: Eukaryota; Viridiplantae; Chlorophyta; Chlorophyceae; Chlamydomonadales; Volvocaceae. The record is from RefSeq and is a predicted model, not a curated record.
AUGGCAGGCGGCGUCACUGUCCAACCCGGCAUCGUGCCCUUAACCGAUGAACUCGUGCGGGUUACGCCGUACGUGCAGCAAAGCAAAGACACGGUGCUCGUGUUUUUUGGAGCUCUGAGCAAUUUGCACGAUCUACUGACAAGGAGUCGACCGGGUAGCGGUGUGGCCGCACCAGAGGGCGCUGGGACAGGUGCCUUGACAACAGCGUGCAUCCUGGACCUGUAUAAAAGUUUCGACAGUGGGCGAGAACUUCUCAUGUUGUCUGAGCUACAGGGGCAGUACUCGUUUGUGCUAUAUGACAGUAGUAAAAAGCAGGCCUUCGCGGCAAGAGACCCCUCUGGUGCAGAGCCGCUUUACUACAAGGUUGACGAGGACGGUGGCGUCCAGUACACAAACUCGCUGGAGCACCUCCACCGCAGCGACGCUGAGCGGCGUUCGUGGAAGGAGCUGAAGCCGGGACACUACAUGCUGGGCAAGACCGUGGCGCAAUUUGCGUUGAGCCUAAGGCAACUGGAGAAGCGCGAGAAGAAGGAGUCGCUGGAUGCGGAUGCGUUGCACAUGUUGCUGCAACGGGAGAGCCAGGCGGAGGAAGAGGAGCGCGGAGCUUUCAGUGCGCUGGCCCCAGUACGCUCACUCCUGCGGAACCGCAGUAAAUGACCCAGUCGUAGUUCUCUAAUAAGCGCAUGGCCAGGUAACACAGCUACUUAGUAUCGUAGCAUAGUUUGCUUGAGUCGUGGUUCUUCAGCUCAGGCAAAAAAUCAAUGCGUUGAAGGACGGUUUCCAGCCCUGUCACACGUAUAGAGGCCACGUUCCGGUGCGGGCGUCCGAUAUGCCUUGUUGGGUGGCAUGACUUGCGAGCAAUCCUCCGCAGUGUU